Messenger RNA from Cuscuta europaea, 755 nucleotides. NCBI's taxonomy places the organism in Eukaryota, Viridiplantae, Streptophyta, Magnoliopsida, Solanales, Convolvulaceae. The record is from the annotation of a GenBank genome assembly.
UCAGCCCGCCAGGUGCCUCUUUCUUGACCCUAAAUUCGACUGCAACAAGCUCUAUCUCAAUUAUGCCUGGAACUUUGACUGUUUUACCUUUCCCAGGUUCUAAUCUCUAUGAUUAUGAAGCCUUGUCUAGGAGCAUGCAACCUGAAACAUUGCCUUACACAAUGAUGGAUAUUGACAUAUAUUGCUAUAAUGACAGUAUCACGGGAAGUUCAAUGGUGGAGUGUGGAGAAGAAAAAGGUGGUGAUUGUUGGCAGAGGAGUUGGAGGCUCUCUCUUGGCAUAUACCCUCAGAACUAUAGUGAUGUUUUCCUCAUUGAUUCGAAGGAGUAUUUUGAGAUUUCAUGAGCAUGAUUAAGAUCAAUGGUUGAGCUGUCAUUUGGAACAAGAACAGUGAUUAAUCACUGUUAGAAUAUUAUUUUAUUGUGUUCAAAUUAAUUGUAAUUUAAUUAAUGAGUCUUUGUAUUUUAAUUAGAUUAGGUGAGAGAGAAUUAGGCCUAUUUAAUCUGGCUCUAAUAAGCCCACACGCCUAAGCUGUUUGUUUCCUAAUUAGAAUAGGCAGUUCGGAUAUCUCUCCUAUAAAUAUAGGUUGAGAUGGCCGAAUCUGGUCUACAAGUCUCUACACAUUCUAUUCCGCAUAUUAUUCUCUGUAGAGUCGGUAGACUAGAAUUUCUCUCUCAAGCUUAAUCGUUCGAGUACUGUGUAAUUGUUCUUCAUGGAUACAUCAUUCUAUAUACACGGUAUACCUUAUUGAUGAAA